AUGACAGAAGAUGAUGAUGACGAAAACGGCGAAUUUCGCCAAUACCUCCCAGCACCACGCCAUAUACCAUGGACCUGGUGGUGUCUACUAAGCGCCGGACUCCUCGUGGUAGCUUCCCUUGCUAUCUGGAAAGUAACAAAUCCACCACCUACAAGUCUCCACGAUUUGACCUUAACAGACGAUAAAAAGUCGUUCCCGUCCGGGCAGUUGACCUGGUCGCAGAAGUUCACUCCAUUGCCUUGUGGCAAGUCUCCAAACGAAGCACUGGCGCGAGGCUGCCACUUCGACAUCGUCGCCACGGCAUGGCUCCCCCCGAAGUGUAUUGACUAUGAAUUGGUGGCCGACUUUAUGGCCUCAUACCCGUGGCAAUACUUUCCGAGUCCGAAUGGCACGGAUCCGUACUCGAAUGAUGCUGAUACGCUGGGAUCUCAGACGGGGCUCAUUUGGACGACCCAUCGCUGGCAUUACGCGCACUGUCUGUAUAUGUGGAAGAAGUUGAAUAGAGCGUUAGUACGAGGGUGGAUGACGGAUGGGGAGACGAUUAAGCUGGGACAUACUGAACAUUGCUCUACGACAAUUUUGAAGAUGAAAGAUCCGGAUGUUAUUGGUACUAUUGUGGAGGUUAUUUACCCACCGUGUUGA
This is a messenger RNA of Aspergillus pseudotamarii, 642 nucleotides long. RefSeq lists its product as uncharacterized. Bases 1 to 642 code for a protein of 213 amino acids. The record is from RefSeq and is a predicted model, not a curated record. The transcript has a single exon. NCBI's taxonomy places the organism in Eukaryota, Fungi, Ascomycota, Eurotiomycetes, Eurotiales, Aspergillaceae.